AUCUUCUUUUCUACACUAGGCACAAGGCCCGAAAUUCUUGGGAAGGAGGCUAGUCGAUUAGAUUGAUUCCAGUACGAAACUGGUACUUAAUUUAUCGACCCCAAAAGGAUGAAUGGAAAAGUCGACCUCGGCGGAAUUUGAACUCAGAACGUAAAGACGUACGAAAUACCGCUAAGCAUUUCGCCCGACGUGCUAACGUUUCUGCCAAUAUUUAUGGCAUCUACACACCUCACGAAAAUGAGAGGGAAAAACUCUAUAAAUUACACUAAUUACCAUUUGCACCAUUCCUGUUUUAGGAAAAACACUGAAAAACACUGGAACGAAUCCCACCAGCCAGUAGAGCCAUCUUUUGGAUGAAUUGAUAAAAUACAAUCAUAUCAAGGGAAAUGACUUCCACAACACUUCCGCCAAGGUCCAAUUAAAUUUAUUAAUUAGUGUAAUUACCGAUCAGGUACUCGUUCUGUAUAUCCGAAUACGUUGUCUUGCUCAUUUUUACAUUCUGGCGUUUGCUGAAAUUUUCUUGAGAACACACUCUUCGUGAAUAUCACAUCAUGUUGACAGAAAAGAAAUUUCUUCAUUCGGACAUGCCUCUGAUAUUUUUAUCAAUUUUCAUCCACUAAAAGAAGACGAUAUAUUUAUAAGGAGCAUUCAUCAAUACAUCAACCUCUUUAUAUUAAAAAAACUAAAAUAAAAUCUGAGACAAACAACGAACUAUUUCUUUUGGAUGAUGGAUUUAACAACGCCACUUUCUAGUCUUCUCUGAUUGAUAUGUAGAGAUGAUUGCUUUACAGGUUAAUUAAGCUUGGAUAACUUUACAAAGGAGUGGACAGUUUACAUCUGCUGGUUUAGAUAAUAAACAAGAUCACAAAUGAAAGAAAAAUAGUAACUCAACUAAACAAACAUAUUCAUAAAAAUAAUUAAAAAAAAGAGUAAUUUUUUUAUAUGUGUAACAAAUUAUUCUAUUAUAAUGAAUCAUUUAACCAAACAAAAAAACCCUGAUGCAAGAGAGAAACCAUAUCGCUGUAAUAUCUGUGGAAAAGCAUUCUCUCAGAGUGGUCACUUGACUGUACACAAACGUACACAUACAGGAGAGAAGCCAUAUCGUUGUAACAUCUGUGGUACAUCAUUCUCUAGAAAUAAUCACUUGACUAGUCACAAACGUAUUCAUACUGGAGAAAGACCAUGUCAUUGUGAUAUCUGUGGUAAAUCAUUCUCUCUGAGGAGUAACUUGACUAAACAUAAACAUACUCAUACAAGAGAGAAGCUAUAUCAUUGUGAUAUCUGUGGUAAAUCAUUCACUGAAAAUGGUUACUUGACGAGACACAGACGCAUUCAUACAGGAGAGAAACCUUAUCGCUGUGAUAUAUGUGGUAAAUCAUUCACUGAAGGGUUUGGCGUAACUAGACACAAGCGCGUUCAUACAGGAGAGAAGCCAUAUCAUUGUGAUGUCUGUGGUGAAGCAUUUUCUGAAUUUAGUAAUAUGAAAAGGCACAAACGUAUUCAUACAGGAGAGAAACCAUAUCGUUGUGAUAUCUGUGGUAAAUCAUUCUCUUGUCGUAAUCAUUGGACUAGGCACAAAAAUAUUCAUACAGGAGAGAAGCCGUAUCACUGUGAAAUAUGUGGUAAAUCAUUCUCUCAAGUUGAGCAAUUGAAAACACACAAACGUAUUCAUACAGGUGAGAAGCCAUAUCAAUGUGAUAUCUGUGCUAAAUCAUUUUCUAAAUGUGGCGGUCUAUCUCGUCACAGACGUAUUCAUACAGGAGAGAGACCAUAUCGUUGUAAUAUCUGUGGUAAAUCAUUCUCCCGAAGUGGUCCUUUGACUGGUCACAAACGCAUUCAUACAGGUGAGAAGCCCUAUCAUUGUGAUAUCUGUGGUAAAUCAUUCUCUCAAAGUAAUCACUUGACUAGACACAAACUGACACACACAAGAGAGAAACCAUAACAUUGCUGUACCUGUUGUAAUUUAUUUUUUGGAAAUAGGGUUGUAACUAUACAUGAACAUGUUCAUACAAGAGAGAAACUAUUUCAUGGUGAUGUCGGUGAUUAAUCCUUCUGUCAUAGACGUAGCUUAACUGUACAUGAACGCAUUCCUACAGAAUUGAAAUCAUGUCAGUGUGACAUCUUUGGUAAACCAUGCUCUCAAAAACGCAACUUCUAUAUGUGGGUAUUCACAAAGAAAUGUAACUGCAUCAGUGUCCAAAUUUAUUACAUGACAACAAUAAAGACUAUUUUGUCUGCUAAAAGACAGGGUUUUUUUCCCCUUCAUCAACUUCAAUACUGUGAAUGUGAACCUCAAAUUUUUGAUAAUCAAUAAAAAAAAUGUUGACUCUGAGAUAAUUUAAUUACUGAAAAUGUUUGUGAUUGGAUUUUGAAGUAUUUAUUAAAAAAAAAAUAAAUGAAUAAAAAAUUUA
Messenger RNA from Octopus bimaculoides (California two-spot octopus), 2411 nucleotides. RefSeq lists its product as uncharacterized. The record is from RefSeq and is a predicted model, not a curated record. Gene Ontology annotation, biological process: regulation of transcription by RNA polymerase II. Gene Ontology annotation, molecular function: RNA polymerase II cis-regulatory region sequence-specific DNA binding; DNA-binding transcription factor activity. Lineage: Eukaryota; Metazoa; Mollusca; Cephalopoda; Octopoda; Octopodidae.